GGAAGAACAGCGUGCGGGGCAGGAGGGGCACUGAGGUGUGUGUACGGGGGGGGGCGAUGCCGAUUUACACCAGCUGGCGACUAGAACCGGUGUCAGAUCCUGCAGCGGGGAACCCGGAGCUGGGGGCGUUUCCCGCAGCCUGUUCCGAGCGCCCCCUGGCUUGCAAGGGGGGGAAUGCGGUGCUCGCUCUGCAGCCGUGUAAACGAGACCGGGGCGGCUCCAAGGCGGGGCCGGGAUCACAUGAGUGGAUGCGGCGAGGAGCGGUCACUGGGCCUGAGCGAGCCACCCGCCCUGCGGCCAUGGGGCAGGGGGAGAGCCGGGCCCCCCCGGCCCCGCUGGACCUGAACCCGCUCCCGGACGAGCUGCUGGCGCUGAUCCUGAGCUGGGUCCCGGGCCGCGCCCUGGUGACCCGCUGCCGGCUGGUGUGUCGCCGCUGGCGGGACCUCAUCGACGGGCCCACGGUCUGGCGGCUGCAGGGCGAGAGGCGGCCGGGCUUGGGGGCCACCCUGGCGGCCGCCCGCCUCUGCCCCCCGCCGCGGUGGAGCCGGAUCUGCCUCCUGGAGCCCUUCGGGCGCAACCUGCUGCGGAACCCCUGCGGCCAGGAUCAGUUCUGUCACUGGCUGGUGCAGUAUGGGGGCCAUGGCUGGCAGGUGGAAGAGAACCGCUGCCCAGUCGAGGGCGCCCCAGCCCAGACCUGCUUCGUCUCAUCCUUUGACUGGUGCGCCAAAUCGCAGCUCGUAGAUCUUCUAAAGGAGGGGUUGUGGGAAGAACUACUGGAUACCUACCAACCGGAAAUCUACAUCUCCGAUUGGUGGGGCGCCCGGCAAGACUGUGGCUGUGAAUACUCCAUCUGCGUAAAGCUCCUGGCUGCUAACAGAAGUACUGUAAUCGCUGAAUUCCAGGCCAACCCCGAUCCCAUACAACAGUGGAACGACCAGCAGUAUCACCAGGUGUCCUACCGGUUCAGGCAGUACGGCCGUGGAGUGCGGUAUGUGCAUUUCCUCCACAAAGGGAAGGACACUCAUUUCUGGGCAGGACACUACGGCGCACGGAUCACCAACUCCACAGUCAUGGUGAAGCUCAGCUUUGUACUGGGCGGCCUGGCCCAGGAGGGGCAGGCAGCCGUGCCCGAGUUCCCUGAGCAGCAGGUUGCAAGCUGCCGAGAAACCAUCCGAGGAGAUGCUGCUGCUCAGCGCAGACCGCACCAUGACCCCGCCUCCUGUCUCUACCCUGCCAAUCAGGAGGAGCAAUGCUCCCUGAGCGACAGCGGCGCCCGGCCUACCCGCCCGAGCGAGCCCAGCCGGGACCAAUCAAGAACGGUGGCGGCGCCGCUAGAGGGGGCGGAGCUUCCGUGCGACCAACCCAGAGGCGGCGCUGUCGGAACCAAUCAGAGAGUAGGAGGCGGCAAGAUGGCGGCUGCGGACCGCUUCUCCAGGGACGUGGGUAUCAAUCCUUUCCCUCUUGCCUUUGUACCAGGGAGAUGGCCUUUAACCCAAGCUCUGGGCCAGCUGGAAACCCGCACCAUGGCCACCCUCAACCAGAUGCACCGUAAGGGCAAGCCAAAGUUUCCCCCACCCAAACUUGGCCCCACCUUUGGCAACCCCCAGCUCAAGGGAGUGGUCCUCAAGACCAUGAUUCGCAAGCCCAAGAAGCCCAACUCUGCCAACAGAAAGUGUGCCCGGGUGCGGCUUAGCAACGGCAAGGAGGUGGUCUGCUUCAUUCCCGGAGAAGGUCACAACUUGCAGGAGCACAGUAUUGUGCUGGUGGAAGGUGGAAGGACACAGGACUUGCCGGGGGUGAAGCUCAAAAUAGCAGACAUGGCGGCGCCCAUGGCGCUGGGGCGGGCGCUGCGGCGGGUCCGCGCGUGGCGGGCGCUGCCGGGGCCGGGGCUGGGGCUGCGCGGCGCGGGGAGGCGGCGGAGCAGCGAGGGGGCGGCGGGGCGGAGCCGGCUGUACGAGCACGUGCGGGAAGGGAACAGCGCGCGGCCCCGCCUGGACAUGGCGGCGCUGAACGCCCGGCCCGAGCAGGCGGAGCGGGAGCUGGAGACCCGCAAGGGGCCGCUCGGGCCCCGGGACCUGCGCGAGAUCCUCUCAACGUGGAAGAGACUGGUGAAUGUGCAGGAAGAGAUUGGAAAACUUGAAACUGAGAAGGAGGAAGUCUCCAUUCAAGUGAAAUACCUCGUGGAGACCCAGGACCAGAGCACGUUGCAGGCGCUUCCCGAUUACCAGAUGCUACGGAACCGAGGGCGGGAAAUACGUCACCAGCUGAAUUCCCUGUACCAGAAGGAGCUGGAGCUGGAUGAAAAGUACUAUCUGAAGGCUCUGAAACUGCCGAACUGGACCCACCCUGAUGUGCCCGUCGGAGACGAGAGCCAAGCGAGGGUGGUGGAGGUCGUGGGAGAGAAACCAGCUUUUGAUUUCAAAGUGAAGGGGCACCUGGAAAUUGGGGAGGACCUGGAUAUCGUCAGACAAAAGCGCCUCUCUCACAUCUCAGGCCACCGCUCCUAUUAUCUCCGAGGGGCUGGAGCCAUGCUCCAGCACGCCCUCAUCCAGUUUACUGUCAGCAAGUUGGUGAAACAGGGCUUCAUUCCCAUGGCCGUUCCCGACCUGCUGCGAGGAGCCGUGUUUGAAGGCUGUGGAAUGCAGCCCAAUGCCGUCCCAUCCCCGGUGUACAACAUCGACCCGUCCCGCUUCGAGGACCUGUGCCUGGCUGGCACCUCCGAGGUCGGCAUCGCAGGCUACUUCAUGGAUCAUGCUGUGAAUCUGGAGGACAUGCCAGUCAGAACCGUGUGUUCCAGCACGUGCUACAGAACCGAGACGGACACCGGCAAGGAGCCCUGGGGGUUGUACAGAGUCCAUCAGUUCACCAAGGUGGAGAUGUUCGGGGUGACGGCGGCGGAGAGCGGGGAGGAGAGCACCACCCUGCUGGAGGAGUUCCUUGCCCUGCAGAAGGAGAUCUUCUCCGAGCUGGGCCUACACUACAAGGUCCUGGAUAUGCCCACCCAGGAGCUCGGGCUGCCUGCCUACCGGAAAUACGACAUCGAAGCCUGGAUGCCUGGCAGGGGCAAGUAUGGUGAGAUCUCCAGCACCUCCAAUUGCACUGACUACCAGAGCCGGCGCCUUAACAUCAUGUACUACGACCGGACGGGGCAGCUCCGCUACGCGCAUACGGUCAACGGCACGGCCUGCGCCAUCCCACGGGUGCUGAUCGCUCUGCUGGAGUCCAACCAGCUCCAGGAUGGCAGCGUCCGAGUCCCUGCGAUCCUGCAGCCGUUCCUGGGCGUGGAAACCAUCGUCAAACCCAGCUACGCCCCCUUGAAAUACAUCGGGCCCAACCAGCCCAGGCGCCGCUGAGCCACCUACCAGGAGCGCCAUACCGGGGACCAGCCGUCGGGGAUCCCAGCCGGACGCAGACGAGACGCACACACCCUGGCAACAUUCAGAGGGGCCUUUUCUGGCUUGUUUUCUGGCUCUGAGCCGCACCCAGGUUAUUCUCGGUGGCUUGUGACCUGUCCCUUCUCCUGCCCCCUCGAGUUGGUCUGUGGCACCUGGAUGGGGCCGAUGUGGAUGGGGUCUGAGGUGCUUCAGAAACCCCAAGAUCCCUCCGGCCCUGGAUUGCGCUGCCUGGAGCCAGACACCAGCACUGGCAAGAGGCAGGGAGCUGUUUUCUCCCCAGGACUCCUGGGUUCUUCCAUCAGUAACCCCUGGCGAGGGGGAGGAGAGAUCUGGCUUACAGGCCUUUAGGGGGGCAUGCUGGGGCCAUGGCUAGAUUCAUUUCCCCCUUAACAAUUCCCUCUCCGUGUCCUGCUCUGCGACCUCCCUGCCGAUGGAGCUGGUGGCUGACGAGAUCGAGAGCUUUUUGCCCCGCGGGCCGCCGGUUCUCAUCCGACUCAGGCCGGCACUGGCUGCGGCAUGUUUCCAUCGGCCAGCCCUUCGCAGACCCUGACGUGAAACGAGUUUGCUGGGUCUCAGCCCAGUUCCCCGGUGGAGCAGUGUCACACAGAGCAGGAUCGGCACCGAUUCUUGCCGGCUGCCUCAGCAGACAGGCAGAACGGCCAAUGGAGACUGGUCUCUCCCCUUGGCCGCAGCCAGGGUCCCCCAGGGGCUGUGGCAGCCAAGCAGGGGGACAGUGUGUUCGCCCUUGCAGCUGCCCGUGCUAUGGGGAAGGAGAGGGGGAUCCAGGCUCCCUGAUUGGUCACUGGACUGACUGCAGGGGGGCGGGAUCCCAGCCAAGAGGGUCAGAGGGGGAGAGAGAUACCUGAGUGGGGCGGCUGCCAAGGUGGGGCAUGGGCUGCCUUGAGCCGCCAAUCAAGACAAUGAGAUUGUGCCACCCAUUAAAUCUGCAAUUGAAAAAGGUU
Gopherus flavomarginatus (Mexican gopher tortoise) is the source of this 4357-nucleotide messenger RNA. RefSeq names its product seryl-tRNA synthetase 2, mitochondrial (gene SARS2). The record is from RefSeq and is a predicted model, not a curated record. Gene Ontology annotation, molecular function: tRNA binding; ATP binding; serine-tRNA ligase activity. The transcript is spliced from 25 exons. Gene Ontology annotation, cellular component: ribosome; mitochondrion; small ribosomal subunit. Gene Ontology annotation, biological process: translation; mitochondrial seryl-tRNA aminoacylation. Lineage: Eukaryota; Metazoa; Chordata; Testudines; Testudinidae. The coding region runs from base 57 to 3353 and encodes 1098 amino acids.